GAUGCGUGCCGAACAAGGCACUUCGGCUGAAGGAAGAACAGGAAGUAGUCGAAUUAGAGGAGGAAUCGCCACAGGUUACUUUGAACCGUCGGCAGAGGGCGCUGAAAACGAAGGUAAUCGGAUAGUAGAGAAGGAGGUAUUAGGCAGCUUUAGAAACUGCCUUAUUGUCAGACCCCGAGCUGAUAGGCGUGACUUGCAAAUUAGUAGAGCAGUUGCUGCUAGGCAUGCACAGCUGUCUCUUCCGAUGCGUCCUCUUAUCUUUCACGCUUGA
This is a messenger RNA of Dimorphilus gyrociliatus, 271 nucleotides long. The record is from the annotation of a GenBank genome assembly. NCBI's taxonomy places the organism in Eukaryota, Metazoa, Annelida, Polychaeta, Dinophilidae.